CAUGGCCAGAUUGUCAUUAAUUUGUUCAACAAACAUUUACUUUAGCACUUGUGUGCUUCGUAUGUGUUAGGUCUCCUAGGAGUUACCAGAGGAUUCUGCAACACAGUGUUUCUGCAAGGCGUCUGCUCGUUAGAAUCAGGCCGGGAGUCUCUUAAUCCCAGGCCGCACCCCAGAUGAGUGCAGACCGGUUUGCAAAUCACUGCCCCAGGGAGAUGAUAAUAGAGUUUUAGCAACACACCCAGAAACUUAAAUAACAAUAUAAGAGCAAUAGGGUGACCUCACGGCGCAGGUAGGGGAUUCUCAACUCAAUCAGAGGGGUGAGGACUGCUUCCUAGAGAGGAGGAGCGCCCUUGUGGGUUAGAUGGUGGGACACCUCGCCAACGCCUGCGGAGACGGCUGGGUUUACAGGUUGGCGGGAGAAGAGAGGAGGGUGCUCUCUCUAACUCUGAAUUCAGGCAGGUCUGCAAAUGACCUUGGAUCACUGUUUGGGGAUCGUUGGUGGAAUGGGCCAUAAUAGCAAGAACUUAACUUUUCAUUAAGUGGAUGAAGGCUUUUCUAACGUAAGUCAAACCACUGGUUAUCUGCCAGCAUCUUUCUCGUGUGUAUGGGGGCUGAGAGCCGUGAGGUGAAGGAAAUCCGUCGGGAUAGAAAUGCUCAGCUUCACUUCCUGAUUCUCUUGCUCUUAAAAUUGCACCCUGCCCUCUUCACGGUCGCAGCAAAUAUCCCUGCAUGUGCAUAUCAACACACAAAUGAGCCAUUUUAUGUGCGCAGUCCCAUACCCCAGGGUCUUGUGGAGCCGUGAGCUAUUGCUGUGCUGAGGGUGGAUGAAGAUACUUGACCUUGGCCUCUCCUGGCUGCUCGAGGCGCUUACAGACCCAAGGCCGCAACGGCGAAUGGUUUUGCUGCUAAUCGCCAACCUGUCGGACCACGUGGCCCUCAUUUGUGUGCCAUGCCGAGCUGAAUGCCAUCAUGAACAAAAACUCAGCCGAUGUGAAAGGCUGCACAAUGUAUGUCGCCUUGUUCCCGUGUAAUGAAUGUGCGAAGCUCAUCAUCCAGGCAGGUAUAAAAGAAGUUAUUUUCAUAUCUGAUAAAUACCAUGAUAGUGAUGAGAUGACGGCCGCGAGGCGCCUGUUUGAUAUGGCUGGGGUGGCCUUCAGGAAAUUCACACCAAAGUGCAGCACGAUUGUCAUUGACUUUGAUUCAAUUAACAGCAAACCGAGCCAGAAGCUUCAGUGAGUUACAUCUCAUUACAACUCCAAAAGAUUGGGAUUAUCCUCUUCUAAGAAGCUGCUAAUGCCUUUCAUCUUGAAGUUACACAUAACUUUUCAAUAGCCAGUCCAGCAAAAGUAGACAUCUAAAGAAUGUAGAGCCUCAAAUCUUCCCGACUGUCUCUCUUGUCACAUGGAAUGUGCAUCUGUUUAAACUACUGAUUUAGGGUUUAAAAUCAAGGAGCCUGUAGAUGGCCUGUCGCACGGGGCUGGCGUGUGUCCUGGUUUGCUGGGACGCUGGCAGCGUGAAACGGCUGCUCCUCGCUGCUAAGGUGCUGGAAGGACAAAUAAAUAAUUGUUGCUGUGCUCCUGGCAGGAUGAACAGAUGCACUGAUUUGAACAUCCGGCCCAAGUGAAGCAUAACAUGUAGUGCCCUUGGGGAAAAAAAAUAGGACCCCCAUGACAGGUGCAAAUGCAGACGUAUUGGCUUUAGGGCGUGGAGGGAAACCGCCACCGACCCACCCCAAAAUCCUAGACAGGAUGGCACAGCUUUCCUGAGGAAUGAUGAGCACCACUGAGCCCGGAGCACUUUCUCUCCUUCUGCUGUCCUGCUGCCUACAGGGGUGGUGGCACUUUCUGCUUCCGGAAGUGGGGACCCCCGUUGGUUUGUGCCCCACGUGGAGCUCUUACGUUACUUUAUCUGAAUAAUGAGUUGUUCCCGGCGGAGACAGCCUGUCUCCCCUCGUCGCCCCCAAGACCAUGGCUGCUGGGGCAGCAGGGUCGUGUGGAUGGCGGUGGCGCGUGCACCUGCCCCUUCUACCACGUGGAAGAGUCACUGCUCCUCCGCGUGCCCACACGGUGCAUGUCCAAGGCCGCUCAACCAGGGAGUCGAUUAAUUCCUACCCUGUAAGUGAGAUGUGAGAAGUUCAGCCUGCCUCGCGGUGGUUUAUUCCAGGUCUGUUGGUAACGGGAGCUCAUCUGUGCUCCUGGCGCCGUGUCUUCAGCAGCACAGAGCUCGCCUUCCCAGUCACUGCGGCUCGGGGAUGUGGCUCGAUGCGCCUCGUCUUUAAUCUCCCUUAAUUUUUAUUAAACGUGCUCAGUAGCUUUGUUGAGAAAGUGGGUUCUUUAUCCUAAAGAUUAUUACCGUUCUCAAGUGCUCUUAUGUUUUCAUGAGCUUUUAUUUUGUCUCUGAGGUUUUGUACUCCGUAUUCUAGGGCGUUUUGUAAUUUGGCUCCUUACCAAUCUUAUUAAAAUCUACCACACGGAAGUA
Messenger RNA from Leptonychotes weddellii (Weddell seal), 2478 nucleotides. The record is from RefSeq and is a predicted model, not a curated record. NCBI's taxonomy places the organism in Eukaryota, Metazoa, Chordata, Mammalia, Carnivora, Phocidae.